AUGCGCUUUACAGUAACUACUUGUCUGUUACUUUUUACUACUGUAAACGGGUUCUCAUUCAGCGACAGAAAAUGGGUAAGGUUACUAAAAAUGUUGAUAUAGUGGUAUAGAAGUCCUUAUAAUGCAAUUUUUAUACUGCAUCAACUGACUUUUUGAACUUUUUCGAAAAAAACUUUACCUUACCUUUCAAUUUUACUUAAAAAUGAUACCUAAUUGUAGCCCCUUUAUCACAAUAUCAAUCAUUUUUAUAAACUUUCUUCUUCAGAAGUUCCUCCUACCCCAAGAUACCAUGAAACAGCUCCUCGACCUCGACAGGCACGCCGCCAGAACCCCAAUCGCAGUCGAUAAAGCGGUCGAUUCCAUCUUAUCAAACCAAUCAGCCCACAUCCUAGAACAACUUCAGCUCCCUCCCUUCUACUCUCAACUCCCAUUCAUGGCCAAGUGGCAGAUCAAGGAGAUUCUGUACGACAAGAUGUUGCCGUACGACGAGAAACACAAACUGAUCAGAGAAGUGAUCUUCAACCUGCCAGACAAGUCGAGGAAGUUCCCAUCGUUGAGUGCUGAUGACAGAAUGGCCAGACAUUCACGCUACUUCGAGGCCUUCAAUGCUCUACAGUACAAGGUUACCUUCAACUUCAAAUUGAGCGAAAUGAAGUCGGUCUUGAGUGAUAAGGAUUAUGAAAAUGUUAUGGAUGUCUUGACUAACAGCACAUUAACUAUUGAGGUAAGAUCUUACCAUUUAUAAAACACUAAAAGUAUCACUCCUUUCCUCACCUUUACCUACUACAAAAUCAAUAUUGUUUUAGGAAAAAACCUCUCAAAUCGACCAAAUAAUCUCUCGGCAACCAUACGAGGUACUCGACCAACUUUUCUUCACCAACGUGCCCAUUGUAGACGCUGAAGUCAGAGAGAGGUUCCGUCGUCUUCUGAUCGAAAAGUCAUUCUGGAGAGGUCGUCACAACAAAGGUCCCAAAUUCGGCCCAAAAACUAGAGCAGACUGCCUCAUGUGGCCAUGGUGUAACAUUGUCUACAAGGCUGACAGCAAGAAGAACGCUGAAAAGACAUUCUACGUCAAGCAGAUCGUUCCAGCUCCAAUGUUGAAGAAGCCAUUCAGUGUCACUAUCGUCAAACCUUACUUUGUUCAAGAUAAAGUGGACAAACAACUCAAAGAAGAUGAAGGUCAAGAUAAAGCUUCCAAAAAUGAUGUCAAAGCACCAGAAGUCAACCGUGGCAAAGUAGAGAAUACUGUUGAGGUAAAACAUCUAAAUACCCAAUCGCCAAUCUUUUCCAACGCUCAACAGGAUAGUAACAUCAAGAUGGACAAGAAAACUGACAAGAAAGAAGAAAGUCAUAUCAAGACCUUGCCAUUGAUUGAAAACCCUCGCCCAGUUGAACAGAAAAAGAAAGUUUUGCCAAGUCCAACCAAAGAAGAAUACUUCAAACAGAUUCCGAUCGGAGAAGGCGUCAAGAUUCACUUCAAAAACGUCAACGACAAGAAGAUCCCUGUCUUCACGGUCUUCAAAAUGGACCCGUUUUCUCAAAGCAUCAAAGUUAACCAAGAAGCCUCAAAGCCAGUAGCUACAGCGCCAUCAGUUCCUGUUCAAACUGUCAGUCAAGUCAGUAUCAAAGACAAUGUUGUCCCAACUAGUCCACAAGCUUCACCAAACCCAACUCCAAUCCAAGAGAACAAAUUCCAACUUAAAAUUGCUCCAGUCCACCAAAAUGGAGCCUCAUUGAAUCCAGUACCAACCCAAAAGACCAACGAGAAGAAAGUUCCAACCAACAACGAGAAAACUGAAGGAUUCUUGGACCAACUCUACUUCAAGGAGCACGAAAACGCCUUAAAAUGGAAUAGAGAUGAAAACCUGAAACCAUUUGAUCCCCAAGAACUCACAGUCUCUGCCAGAACCUUCAAGUUCGACAGUCCUCAGAAGAGCGGUCCAAAAAGAUACGAAAUCCUGAAGGGAUCUCGGAAAUGGACUGACACUGACGAGAACAAGUUCCUCGAGGAGUGGUACAAGCAUCACGGUAUUGCGAGAGACCAGCCUAUUCCAUUGAGAGAGCAGGACGAUCCUGUCACUGUGCCAUUGAAACCAAAGGAGAAUCCCGACCAUCACAUCGACUCUAGGAAACAAGCGACAGCCGGUCCAUUGCCUCAGGCUAAAGAACAAGUUGUGAAUGGAAUCCACUGGAAGAAUGUCAAGCCAACGGCUACAGAGAGUCCAGUCUAUGUUGAGGACGUGGUAAGUUGUAGAAAUACGUUCAAAAGUAAAAUAUUUUACAAGUUUCUAAAAAAAUAACACAAUUAUUUCAAAAGACAAAAUUAAUUGGGCGCAGCUUGUCUAGAACAAUUUUAUACGAAAAUUUUUAGGACGAAGGAAAAGCUUUUGAAGCCAAAAAGGAACCAAAUCAUGAGACCGUGAAGCCUCCAACAGUUGUGAUCGACAAAGAAUCUUCUCAAAAGUUGGUCGUGCAUCACUUAUCAAAUGGGUCUUCAGUACUUUCACUGGAGAAGAUCAACUCUGCUGAACUCAACAAAACAGAAAUGGUCAAGAAAGAAGAUCCUACACAACAACCGCUGAACGAAGCUGUCGAUAAUUCUGUUUUGGAAGCAAAACAUGAUCAGGUAAGCAUCCAAAGUUCAUGAAUCCUAAAGAUAUUUGACUUAAAAAGACUUACUGGUUUAAAAUGUAACUGAAAGGUUUGUAUAAGGUUAUCUAUAAAAAAAUGAAAUUUUAUGCUAAUUUUGACAAAAAAUUUCAGACUGUUUUCAGGACACAAUGAACAUUAUCACAAAGAGCCAUCUGGACCAGCUGAGGGAUGUCUUGGAACAGCUGCACGGCCAGAUCAAACAAGCUAGAGCUUACAAACCUUGA
Messenger RNA from Bursaphelenchus okinawaensis, 2876 nucleotides. The record is from the annotation of a GenBank genome assembly. NCBI's taxonomy places the organism in Eukaryota, Metazoa, Nematoda, Chromadorea, Rhabditida, Aphelenchoididae.